AAUUCUGAGGAUGUCCGAUGUAAAUGCAUCUGCCCUCCUUACAAAGACCAUUCAGGCCAUAUUUACAACAAAAAUGUUUCACAGAAAGACUGUGAUUGUCUUCAUGUGGUUGAGCCUAUGCCUGUCCCUGGACCUGAUGUAGAAGCGUACUGUUUACGUUGUGAAUGCAAAUAUGAAGAGAGAAGCUCUGUCACAAUUAAGGUUACAAUCAUCAUAUACCUGUCUAUUUUGGGCCUACUCCUUCUGUACAUGGUGUACCUUACACUGGUGGAACCUAUACUGAAGAGACGUCUCUUUGGACAUUCACAGCUCAUACAAAGCGAUGAAGACAUUGGGGAUCACCAGCCUUUUGCAAAUGCACAUGAUGUGCUGGCUCGUUCUCGGAGCCGUGCCAAUGUGUUGAACAAAGUGGAGUAUGCUCAGCAGCGUUGGAAGCUACAAGUCCAAGAGCAACGCAAAUCUGUCUUUGACCGUCAUGUUGUGCUGAGUUAAUUGUCUCUCAGUAAAAUAACUCCAGGGAAGUAAAGUGGACUAAUUGAAAGAGCUGGCUUAUGUCUUCCUGAUCCUGCCAAUUCAGAAGGGUUUCGUUGAAUGGUUCAUUAUUGAUCUAAAAAAAAUAAUAA
Molecule: messenger RNA, 623 nt
Organism: Nestor notabilis (Kea)
Lineage: Eukaryota; Metazoa; Chordata; Aves; Psittaciformes; Psittacidae
Gene: TMEM9B
Product: TMEM9 domain family, member B
Exons: 4
Biological process (GO): positive regulation of canonical NF-kappaB signal transduction
Cellular component (GO): lysosomal membrane
Source: RefSeq, a predicted model, not a curated record